AUGGUGACAUGUGGAUUUAACCGUAUGUUUAUCGUGUCGUUCAGGUGUAUGAGUCCAAGUGUUGGCGGCAAAGAACUGAUGGCCGAAGGCGUCCACAGUAUGAUAAUCACGAGCGGAACUCUGGCACCGAUUCACUCGUUUGAGUUGGAAAUGGAUAUGAAGUUUGAGAUAAAACUUCAAAACAAUCACAUCAUUGGCGACAAUCAGCUGUCGAUAGUAACCAUCGGUGAAUCCAAAGACAACGUAAUGUUGUCCUCGAAUUACCGGAACCGCGAGAAAGAGGAUUACGUGCGGGCAUUGGGUCAGACACUGGUCGACGUAUUCAAAGCGACUCCCAAAGGGAUUCUGGUGUUCUUCCCGUCCUAUCAGGUGCUCAAUAGAUGCACUAAACUCUGGACUCAACUCCGGGUGUGGGAAGACCUAAAUCGAGUGAAACGCGUGUUUCUUGAGCCCCAAAAUAAGCUAGAAUUUAAUAAAGCGUUUGAGAGAUAUAAGCAAACAGUGGACGACGGCUUCUCCAACGGCGCCGCCUUUUUGGGUGUAUUCCGCGGCAAACUGUCCGAAGGUAUCGAUUUGCCGGACGACUACUGCCGUGCGGUCGUCAUGACUGGCCUCCCAUAUCCGGCGGUAUUUGAUCCGCGCGUUAUGCUUAAGAAAAAGUAUUUAACCGAAGCCCAGAUCGGACUCACGCCUCACGAGUGGUAUGCGUUGCAAAUGAAACGGGCGUUGAAUCAGGCGAUCGGUCGAGUGGUCCGACAUAAGGACGACUACGGAGUGAUUGUUUUGCUGGACUCCCGGUUCGCCUCACUAUCGGACGGUCUGUCCAAAUGGAUCGAAAGGUUUAUCAAAAAGCAUUCCAAAGACUUGUAUUUGAACCAAACGUAUGCAAAAAUAAGACUAUUUUUCCAUCGUUUCAAUACAAGUAAUAAAAAUAUGAAUGAAAUUAAGAAUAUUAUUGAUAAUAAAAAGAUUGUGUUGUAUUGA
Medioppia subpectinata is the source of this 984-nucleotide messenger RNA. The record is from the annotation of a GenBank genome assembly. Lineage: Eukaryota; Metazoa; Arthropoda; Arachnida; Sarcoptiformes; Oppiidae.